Molecule: messenger RNA, 6345 nt
Organism: Ruditapes philippinarum (Manila clam)
Lineage: Eukaryota; Metazoa; Mollusca; Bivalvia; Venerida; Veneridae
Exons: 3
Coding region: 34-1866 (610 amino acids)
Source: RefSeq, a predicted model, not a curated record
GUUAAAGGAAAAGUUAAACUUGGAGAUACAGAGAUGGAACCUGAAUCAGAGAUGGAACCUGAAUCUGAUGAAACUUUGUGUAUGCAGUUUCAAAAAUAUCAACAGGAGGAUACUUUGGAAGCACUUUUAGACGAGGAUACUGAGAAAAAUUCUUCCCUAGAUCAGCCUACUGUAUGUUUGGAACACCCAGACACUGAAGAAUCCAUGGAGCAGUUAAAAAUCAUUGAAGAAGAUGUAGAAGAUCAAGUUAUAAAAACUAUAGAGAAUAUACAAAGCAACUUGAAUGAAUUAACUGAAAAAAUAAAUAAAAAAAUGUGUGCAGAAGCUAGAAACCAGAGCAAUUUGAAUGAAUUAAAAACAUCUGUUAAGGAUUCUCCUGGUUUGAAGAUGAUAACACCACAAGAAAAAUCUUGGUUAAAGUUAAAUUCAAAAUGUUUCUUUAGAAAGCAGUUAAACUUCUUAGAUUAUGAACAUUUUCUAAAAUACCAAAAAACUGUUAUUUAUCUAGAUCAUUUCAGACCAGAGAAACCAGUGUUAUGCGUGUGUCCAUAUAGAUAUAAUGGUCAUGUGUUGGCAAGUCCUUGGUGUAUGAUGUAUGAGGUCUACAGACUUCUUAGUCUCAGAAGUGCAAACAUUGAGUCUGAACAUCCUAUUACAAUACGGCUAGCUAGAGAUGGAUUUUUUGGUGAUAGUAGUGGGAUUGUGUCUUGUGUUUUCUGUGACAGUAUGAUACCAAAUUACCUUUUUCUGUCACAAUCCCAUGAUGAGCUUAUCACUUUCCUUGACAAUCAUUGUAGGCAGUGUAUGCGAAGAAGAAGACGUAAUACACUAUUGCAAAAUUACGGUAAUCAGUUGAAUUUAGUAGAUCUAAUGGCCUCAAGUAUUAACUUAGUGCCUUCUGGAAGCUCGCAUCAUACACAGGGAACAAGGUAUAAUAGUACAGUGGCUAGAUGGAUUACUGAUCACGUUCAAGAAAUAGUGCCUUCUGGGAGGUGUCUUCCUCAAGCAGCAUCACCUGGACUACCACAACCUGAUCUUACUCCAGCUGUGAUUGUUCAACAAGGACCAAUACCUAGUGAUGGACGGUCAGUGAUUGUUCAACAAGGACCAAUACCUAGGGAUGGACGGUCAGUGAUUGUUCAACAAGGACCAAUACCUAGGGAUGGACGGUCAGUGAUUGUUCAUCAAGGACCAAUACCUAGGGAUGGACGGUCUGUGACUGUUCAACAAGGACCAAUAUCUAGGGAUGGACGGGCAGUGAUUGUUCAACAAGGACGAAUAUCUAGUGAUAGACGGUCUGUAACUAGAAGAAACGUCCCAGCUGUAUCACUUUCAACUGUUGACCAAGCUCAAGCUAACCCUUCAACACCGCCUGAUGUACCUAAUGAACUGGUUGUACCUGCCAGUAGAACAAAUGUCUCAGCUGUAAUACCAAGGAGUUAUAUCAAUCCUACCCCUCAGUCAAGUCACAUGGCUGAGGGGGAGUCACAGCAACAGAUGGAGGAAAUCAAUGAGCAACCCCUAAAUGGAUUAGGAAUAGGAACUGGGGCUGGAGAAGAAAUUAUAAGAGGAGAGUUACCUAGCAAUAGUGAUGCGCAUGUUGGAGAGGAGGACAACACUCGUGUUGAUGUUGAAAGACAGUUACCUGAACCCAGAUCAGAAGAAAAUAUCAAUUCUACAGAAAAAUUGCCACAUGUCAUAGAUGAGUUUGUUAGAUCAAGUGCUGGAUUGGCGGCAGCAGCAGACGGUUAUACACAUCGGCAAAUAUAUGGUGCUGUGGAACGUCUUAUUGUCAACAGAGACUUCAUCACAUAUGGAAAUAUUAUUGGGAUGCUCAGAGUCAUGGGCGAGUCACCAAGGCGUUAGUUUGUGUGAUAAUUUAGAAGAUGAGAAGUUUAAGAGUAGAAUAUUUUGGACAUUUCCUAAAGAGAAUGAAGAGAAUUUGAAUUAAGCACUUCUACAAGGGGAACAAAACUUUAAAGGAUUGAGAAAAAGAAGACAGAUUAUAUUGUAUACAUAAAUAAUAAAGGAAAUUAUUCACAAACAUGAUUUAAUUGUAACUUCUGAUAGCAUGAUUGUAUGGCUUGUGUAUUUUAACGUAAAGAAAAGCCUAUCUAUAGGAAAAUGGAUAAACUUGAGAAUAUUCAUAAUGAUAGGGGAAGGGCAAUUUAUUUUGUUAACUUGUAAACUAGGUUAUAAGUUAUUUAAGUGAUUGGUUACAGUUAUAAAGAUUCACAUUACCAAAGUUAUGCAAACAUUGUAAUGAUCUAUGUUUAUAGCAGAUUUUUUACUCAGAUCUUUUUUUUAUUACAGCUGUUUUUUUUGUUUUUUUAGCUCACCUCUCACAAAGUGACAGGGUGAGCUUUUGUGAUCGCUUUUCGUCCGGCUUCCGUCCGUCUGUUGUCCGUCCGUAAACUUUUACUUUAAAUGAUAUCUCCUCAUAAACCACUAAGCCAAUUUCAUCCAAACUUCACAGGAAUGUUCCUUUGGUGGUCACCUUUAAAUAUUGUUCAAAGAAUUUAAUUCCAUGCAGAACUCUGGUUGCCAUGGCAACCGAACAAAAAAACUUAAAAUAUUUUCUUUUAAAAAAUGCAAAGAGCUAGAGCUUAGAUAUUUGGCAUGAAACGUCUUCUAGUGAGUGUCUACCAAGUUUGUUCAAAUAAAAGCCCUGGGGUCAAAAUUGGCUCCGCCCCAGGGGGUCAUUGAUUUUUCCUAUAUGCAUAUAGUAAAAACUUAAAAAAUCUUCUUUUAAAGAACCCAUAGAGCUAGAGCUAAGAUAUUUAGCAUGUAACAUCUUCUAAUAAGUGUCUACCAAGUUUUUUCAAAUAAAAGUCCUUGGGUCAAAAUUGGCCCCGCCCCAGGGGGUCAUUGAUUUUCCCUAAAUGCAUAUAGUAAAAACUUAAAAAAUCUUCUUUUAAAGAACCCAAAGAGCUAGAGCUAAGAUAUUUAGCAUUAAACAUGUUCUAAUUGGUGUCUACAAAGUUUGUUCAAAUAAAAGCCCUUGGGUGAAAAUUGGCCCCACCCCGGGGGUCAUUGUUUUUCCUUAUAUAAUGUAUGGCAAAAACUUAAAAAUCUUCUUUGAAAAAACCCAAAUAGCUAGAGUUUAGAUAUUAAGCAUCAAACAUCUUCUAGUAAGUGUCAACAAAGUUUGUUCAAAUAAAAGCCCUGGGGUUAAAACUGGCCCCUCCCCAGAGGUGUCAUUGUUUUUAACUAUAUGUGUAUAGUAAAAUCUUAAAAAAUCUUCUUUUAAAAAACCCAAUGAGCUAGAGGUAAGAUUGUUAAGCUGGAAACAUCUUUUUGUGGGUGUCUACCAAGUUUGUUCAAAUAAAAGCCCUGGGGUUUAAACUGGCCCUGCUCCGGGGGCCUAUAUACAGGUGAGCGACCUCAGGGCCAUCAUGGCCCUCUUGUUAGGAAUCAGGACAUAAAUUAAAAUCAAUUUUUAAUCAUGGAAAUAACAUUCUUUAUCUGAUAUUUUUAAGAUGAGUAAAAAAUACUCACAAAUUGAGAUUAGAUAUUAGCUUAUGGCAGCAUGCCUUUAUGUACAUGCUUUUUCCUCAUGUAAAUUUUGAAAAUAUAUUUAAAAGUAAAAAUAUUAUGAAGUGAACAAAGGAAGUUAUUUACAUUUUGCAAACAGCGUUUACAUUCCAUAUUAAUCACCAAAAUGAGGUCAAAAUAUGCAAAAAUAGCCUUGAUUGCAUUAGUCCUGCAGUAGAAAAAUUGUGAUGAAUACUGUGAUAUAGCAAUAUGCUAAAACCAAGAAACUAAAACUAAUAUUUUUUUUAAAGAUUUUAUUCCAAACAUAUUACUGUGAUAUUGAAAAAAAUGUGCUACAAGUGUUAGUUCACUAUAAUAUAGUGCUCUUUUAAUUUAUUUAUAUUUAACAACUGUUCCCAGAAAUUAUGUAUUGUUGACUUGUAAACUUCAAUUGUGUCUGUAAGUUUUAAAUAAAGUGUUUUUGUUAUUGAUUUAUAAAGUUGAGCAUUAAGAAUACUUUAUGUUUAACAUAACUGUUAGUAUUACAAAAAUAAGCAUUGUUUCCAUAAUAACACAAUGCAUGCUUUCAUUUAAGAUUAGACUAAAACAGUUUGACUGAGUUUGUUAAUUGAAAUGUUUUUUCAUAACUUUUUAGAUUGUUAAAUUUGAUAUUAUAGCAUAAGAGAAAGUAAUAACAUACAAGGUAAAGUGUUUUACUUGAAGUUAUAAGUGUAACCUUGAUUAAUGUACACAGUGUUUUACAGUAAUACGUUUUACCUAAAAUGUAUAUUAUUUACUGAUAAUGAUAAAGUGCCAUAUUUUAAGUUGUGAGUGGUCUGUGGCUUAGUGGUGAAGUUGUUGACUUUAAACCACUUACCUCUUUUUUAUAUCUUUUUUUUAUUACAGCUUUUUUUGAGGUUGUUUUUUUUUAUGGGGGGUUGUUUUUAAGGCAUCAGGACAUGAAUUAAAAUCAAUUUUUAAUCAUGGAAAUAACAUUCUUUAUCUGAUUUUUUUUAAGAUGAGUUAAAAAUACUCACAAAUUGAGAUUAGAUAUUAACUUAUGGCAGCAUGCCUUUAGGUUCAUGCUUUUCCUCAUGUAAAUUUUGAAAAUGUUUUUAAAAGUAAAAAUAUUGUGAAGUGUACAAAGGAAGUUAUUUACAUUUUGCAAAUGGCAUUUACAUUCCAUAUUAAUCACCAAAAUGAGGUCAAAAUAUGCAAAAAUAGCCUUGACUGCAGUAGUCCUGCAGUUUAAAAAUUGUGAUGAAUACUGUGAUAUAGCAAUAUGCUAAAACCAAGAAACUAAAACAUAUUUAUUUAGAUUUUAUUCCAAACACAUGACUGUGAUAUUGAAAAAAUGUGAUAUAAAUGUUAGUUCACUAUAAUAUAGUGCUCUUAUUAUUUAUUUAUGUUUAACAACUGUUCCCAGAAAUUAUGUAUUUUUGACUUGUAAACUUCAAUUGUGUCUUUAAGUUUAAAAAAAUGUUUAUGUUAUUGAUUUAUAAAGUUGAGCAUUAAGAAUACUUUAUGUUUAACAUGACUGUUAGUAUUACAAGAAUAAGCAUUGUUUCCAUAAUAACACAAUGCAUGCUUUUAUUUAAGAUUAGACUAAAGUAGUUUGACUGAGGUUGUUAAUUGAAAUAUAUUUUUUAUAACUUUUUAGACUGUUUAAUUUGAUAUUAUAGCUUAAAAGAAAGUAAUAACAUACAAGGUAAAGUGUGUUACUUGAAGUUAUAAGUGUAACCUUGAUUAAUGUAAACAGUGUUUACAGUAAUACAUUUUACCUAUAAUGUUUAUUAUUUACUGAUAAUCAUAAAGUGCCAUAUUUUAAGUUGUGAGUGGUCUGUUGCUGAGUGGUUAAGUCAUUUACCUCUUACAGCUGUAGGUUCGAAUCCUACCCGGGACUUUUGAUCCUUUCAUGUCACCAUAUGACCUUUACUGUGUUGGUGCGACAUAAAUCCAACCGGAAAAAUGUUUGUGACACUGGUUGUAAUAUCAGACCAUGUUUUUGGUUAUGAGCCGAUAAUGUAUGUGUUUAUUUAUUAAUAAAAGACAGUGCUAUUUUAUCUUUGAUACACAAAGACAUCAAAGUAUGUGCUCUCUGUGCUGGUAAUAUUCUCUUUUACUAUGAAUAUCUGUCUUUUUUUUUUACUUAAUGAUCAGAAUUUAACUUGUUGUUAUACCAGACCUUGUUUUUGGUUAUGAGCUGAUAAUGUAUGUGUUUAUUUAUUAAUAAAAGAAAGUGCUAUUUUUUCUGUGAUACAAGAAGAUAUCAAAAUGUAUUAUGUCUGUGCUUGGUUAACAUUGUUUUAUAUAUGGUUAUAUUCUCUUUUGUUAUGAAUAUCUGUCAUUUUUUUACAAAAUGAUCAGAAUUUAUGUAAAUAGUUUGUUAAACCAUAUUAAGAAUUGUAUAGAACUUUUUAAGAAAAUGAUUUGAUAGUAUAUUGAUAAGAGAUGUAAAGAUUACUGCAUUGGGAUUUUCCAUAUCCAAACAUAGUGUAUACAGCAGAAAAAAUGGCAAAUCAUCACUAUGUUAUACAUACAGAUUUUACCUUGUAUCUAUUUUAUAGCAAUAAUGUGAUGAAUACAACCAUUGUCAUAGAUAGUAAGAAACUUGACUUUUGGGUAUUUUGAUAAUUUUUUUUUUUUUUUUUUUUUUUUUUCUGUUGUAUUCUUUACUGUCAUAAUGAUUGUUUAUUUUAUAUCUUAAAGCAGUUAGUCUGCUUAGCUCAAUAGAGAAAGCAUGGAUGUUUUAAUCCAGUGGUCGCUGGUUUGAUUCUCCUGUGAGGAGGAAAUUUGUCCAUGAAAAUUGAUUCCAGACCUUGUGUCUAAUGGUCAUUUGUCUCUUACCUCUGAUUUAGAAAUCAUGUGGGA